Funneliformis geosporum is the source of this 5876-nucleotide messenger RNA. Lineage: Eukaryota; Fungi; Glomeromycota; Glomeromycetes; Glomerales; Glomeraceae. The record is from the annotation of a GenBank genome assembly.
AUGCCAAACGAUAAGACAGAAAAAAACAAAGAACUUGAACUAAGACUUAACGAAUUUUCAGGGGUAAUUACAAAGAGUGGGUCAAUUUUAAUAAAAUUAAACAGCGGAAAAACACUAGAAGAAGCAAUAACUGACUUAAUAAAUGAAAACAUUAAAUUAAAGAAAAAAGUUAAAGAAUUAGAAGAUGAAAAAAUAGACAAAGUAAAGUGGAUGGAAUUGUUAAAGGAGGUACUUGGCAAGGAGAAUUUUGAUGAAAAUGGUAAAUAUAAGGGGGCGGCAUCAACCGCGACUCAGCAACCUGCUACUUCUCCCUCACAAACACAGAAGCCUGGAAGUACAGCCAAAGAAGAUCCUGGCUUUUCUAUUGAUGAUGCUAAGACAGUUUAUGAUAAUGGUUGGAGAAAUAUUACUAAUAAGUAUAGUUCAGAAGGUCAAACAAGUGAAGGUAUUGACCAAAAAAAACACCAAAAAGGCGAAAUAGAGAAAGUUCACAAAUUAUUGAACAAGAUAGACAAACAAACCGAUUUAUCUAAUUUACCAAAAGACAGCCAAAUUAACAUAAUUACUUACGAUGAAAAUAAGGUUCCUAGUAGUAUAAACUAUGCGAAUGUUAAGAAAAAUAGAGAUGAUAAAAAAUUAAAGUUGUUUAGAAAUGUUUUUGAAGGAAACAACCCUCCUACACCUAGAAUUAACGAUGAUGAUUUGAAAAACAAAGGUAAGCAGAACUACGAAGGACUAGCGGUUAAAGUUUUAUUUCAUAAUAAGGAAGAAAUAGACAAAGUUAAUAACUUAAUUAAAGAGAUUAAUAGUAAAAAGAAUUUUAAAGAGUUGGAUGAAGCCUCGGAUAUUAAGGAUAAUGGUGAAGGUGAUAUUCAAGUAACUAACCCUGAUGACUCGGAACAUCCAUUAGUUGGUUUUGAUGCCAUUAAUGUCGAUAAAUUAACCCUCGGUCAAACUGCUUGGCGUGAAGGAAUGGUUGGCGGUUCUGCAGAAGCCUCGGAUAUUCAAAAUGAUGGAUCCGAUAAUGUACAAGUAAUUCAUCCUACAUCAGGAGAAAAGGUAAUUGGAUAUGAUAAAAUUAUUGCUCUAGGAGAUAAGUCAGUCCUAAAAAGUACUUCAACAACUCCAGUUACUACUUUACCUGCUACUGAUCAAGGAAAGGGCGGAGCAAAUACUGAUCAAACGGCAGUAAGAAAUAACUCACUUGAUAACGCUAUUAUGGAUGAUUGGUUUAAAAAAACUAAAACUGGUGGAGGAUCUAUUUUGGAUGAUGGUAGACAGAAAGAGGAUGUCGAAUGGAAAUUUAAAGUCAAAAGAAGUACUUUUUCUUAUUUUUUAAAUGAGCCAUAUAAUGAAGUAAAUGGAGUAUCCACAGCUAAAAUAAUUAAUCAAUUCUUGCAAGAUAACGAAGUUGAAUUUACUGAUGAAAAAGGAAAUAAAAUAACAACUUCUGAUCCAAAUAAGGUUGAAGAUAUGACUCCGUGGUUGAUAGGGCUAGGAGGAUUUGAUACGACUAAGGAAGAUGAAAACGAAAAGUGCGGGUUUGAUCCUGAAAAUCCAGAGUUUUGUGAAGUUGGUAAUCCUCAAAAAGGGUUACUCCCAAUUGGCACUGGAGUAGGAAAGACAACUAAAACCGUUGCCUGUUUAUGUAAUGGUGGACAAAAGAAUGCUGUGUUAGUUUGUCCAAAUAAAGGACUAGCUCAAUCAGCCUAUGACAAUCAUUCCAGUUGGUUGCAAAAAUGGGGCUGUGUUUAUCACAAAUUUAAUCGUCGAAUAGUGGAGGAAGAAGUAGUUAAGGAAAAAGUAGUCCGUUAUGAUACCCAUGGAACUUAUCAAGUGGUAUUAAAUGAUGUCAUCAUUUCUAAGAAGAAAUUGGCUGACAAGGAUGAGAAAGAUAAUGAUAUUCCAGGAACGGAAAAGUUACGAUGGGGAGUUUCAAUAAUGGAUCCGGGACAUUUUGAUGGUUUCCUAACUCGGGCUGUUUGGAAUAAACAAAGAUUUCAAGAUCCUUCUGAUAAUAAUAAAACUAAAAUAGCUCCUAAUUUACUUAAGCCUUAUGGUCCGACGGGUAAAGAAAAAGGAACUGAAUUAGUUCCAAAUGUUACUGCUGAUACUGUAAAAGAAAUAAAAACUAAGAAAAUUCCUGAUGAUGUUAUUAUUCUCUUUGACGAAGCUCAUUUGACAUUCAAUAGCACUUAUCGAGAACUGUUUGAAGAUGCUAUUGAAUUAGGAUAUAAUGUGUUGAAAAUGAGUGCUACUUUUCCAGGUAAACCGUUUUCGAUCACUACAACUUUCCCACGAAAGAACCUUUACAUGAAUUACUUACCUGAAAGUUAUAAAAAUAGUGAUGGGGAAGUGGUCGAUUUCAAUGCUCAAUUAGCUAAAAGUAGAAUAGGAAUCUUUUUAAAAGAUGUAGUCAACAAAGAAGUUAUUGAAGAUAAAAAAAACAAGAAGACGAUUAUUAAAGAAAAUUCUCUAGUUACUAAAGUUUUAAGCGACGAAAAUAUUCCUUAUGUUAUUAUUAAUGAAACUAACCAAAAGUUCUUUGAAACUAUUACUUCUGGAAUGCCUGAUGGUUCAGUUGUAAUUAUUGAUAAUUCAAGAGAAAUGGGAUAUACUCCUAAUUUUGAUAUUAUUAUUUGUUCGGCUUCAAUGGUUCAACAGAUUGGUCGGGUAGCCCGAAUUAUGAAUGGAACAGCAAUUAUUCUUUCCAAAAAAACACAAGAACCAAAGACUGAAAUAUUAGAUAGGAAAGGGAAUAAAAUUGAGGAUGUGGCGGUUCAUGUAGUUAGAGCAGCGUUAAUGGGAAAUAUGGAUUCUCUAAAAGAAAUUAGUUUUGGUAAAAACUUAAACCUAUUAAGAGCUGCUAUUUCCUUGCCAGGAGAUUGUGAUAAUGAAGAUGAUAAAACAGGCAAGUUUGGCUUGCCGCCAGAAGUAUUAAUAGUAGGAGCUGCGGGAACUCAGACAGCUAGUUAUGUUAAACCAACUUUCCAUCGAGAGUUAACGACUUUUAAUGAAAGAGAAACCAGAGAAAUUUUAAAAAUGAUGGUUCAAACUUAUAUUAAUAAAGAUAAAGAAUUUCCUAAACAAUUGCACACUACCGUUAUUUCGUCAUUGAUUGGGCAGUUAUACGAUGGAUCAGAUCCUAAAAAUAAAGGUCGGGGGCUUGGUCAAUUUAAGUUAGAAGUAGAGGAUGUCGAGAAAAUUUUUCAUACGGUAAUGAAAGAUAAAUUGGCUGAAAUAGUAGAUAUUUAUCGUUUAGUUUUGGGAACGAAAGUUGAUAUUCCUUGGCGAGAUAUUGAUCCUGAUGAUCCAAAUAAGGGAAAAAAUUUGGUAGUUGAAUUAAAGUAUCCAGCACCUAUUGGUAAGAGAGCAAUUUUUUUAGAAAGUGAAGAAGAGAAACAAUUGAAGAGCAAAAUAAAAUUCAUUUUAGAAGCAGCGAAUUUAAAUAUCUUUGAUGAAGUAAAAGAAGUGUUAGAAAGAGACACCUUAGAAGGAUACGAUAUUUUGGCAAUAGAACUGAGAACUUCUCCUUUAUGUAAUAAACUAAUUGAUGCAAUAGGUACAAAUAGAGCUAAUAAAGUAGUUUAUGAGUUAGAACAAUUGAUGCGUAACCUAGAGCAACUACAAACAAAUAUUGGGGUAAAUACAGAAAAAGAUUUAACAAUUGCAAAAUCAUUCAAAGAUAUUCAAGAUAGUAGUUGGGAUAAAGUAAUUUUUCCUAACGUGGGCACUAUAAUUACAGAUCGUCGUGUUUUUAAACGUAGGGGGUGGGAUCACCGAGUUAGUGUUAGUUUUACAAGUGCCAUUUCUACUGUUCCACAUACUUCUGUUACUAAUUACAAAAUUUUCACAGGUUCCGAAGGCAGAUAUGAAUUUAGUAGUUAUCAGGCUUGGAGUGAUACAGUGAACACUUUUAAUAAUAGUCGUGGGAUAUUUACUUCUUAUGAUACGAUCAAAAACAAACCUAUCCGGGGUUUUUUGCUGUUACAUACCAUUAAUAGUGUACUUAAUGAUGCAUUUUAUGUAAGUGGUAAAAGCGAGAACUUCACUAGUAUUAUAAUCAAUGGAAAAGAAUACUACAAAAUGAAAAAACAGGCAAUAUUCAACUACAUAAAAAAAUACUCUGUUGACAGUUUUAUGCUUGAAAUAACCUAUCCUGCUGGAGUAGAAUUUGAUGCAAAAGAAUUUGAAGGAGUAGCAGGAGCCAAAUUUGUUGCACCUGGUGGAGGUAAACCGGCAGGGGCUGGAACUCCUGGAAACACACCUUCAACUCCAAACCAAGGAGGUCUUACCCAAGCAGACAAAGACAAACUUUUAGCAAGUGCAAAAAACAACGCAAAACAAAAACUAGCCGAUUUCUAUCUCAAGACACUGGGUAUUGAUAAUACGCUUAUUGAGGAAAAAUAUAAGGAUGAUAAAAAUUGGACAAACGCAUAUGGUAUGGGAUUUAAUUUAGAUGAUAUUAUCGACAAGUAUCUGACCUUAGAAAAUGAAAAAGAUGCCAAAAAGGCCUUUAGAGUGGUGGCUUGUAUUUGUGCUACAGAAAAGAUAGAGCAAUUAAAUGAAACCUACAAAAAUUUUAACCCUAAACCAGCACGUUUUCUGAAGGCAAUUUCGAAGGUAAAUGAUGAAUGUAAAAGAGUAGUAGAAAAUUUGGUGCAAGAAAACCAAUUGCAAGCUUCGCAAUUACAACCCCUUAAAACAGAAAAUUCAACAACAAUUUCAAUAAAACGUGAGGAUUUAUCAAUAGAAAAAACUGUUUUUCAAAUUUUAAAAGAAGGAGGAGGAAAUAAAAACAAGGCAGAAACAUAUUUAAAUUGGUUAAAAAAAGAAUACCCAAGUACAGCAGUGGGAAUAGAUGAAGUUUGGGCACGAAAAGAAGCAGAAGAAAUAUUAAAUAAUAAAUUAUUUAGUAGUAAUAAUUCGGAUAAUGAAAUUAUAAAAGAUUUAAAGACCCAGUCAAUAGCGAAUUUGAUAGAUGGUUUUGAUUUAUGUAAAGUAGAUGAGAUUGCUUAUACUAUAGAAAUUUGCAAAAAUUUGAAUGAAUUAGUACAAAGAACCCGAGAGACUGUGGUUAACGAUUUAAAAACUGCUAAGGAAAAUUAUAAAACAAAAAGACCUGAUGGUCAACCUUGGGCUUUACCCUUAACCAAGGCAGAAAAAGAUAAAAUUGAUGAGGCUGCUAAUAAAGAUGAUUUAGAUGAUGUGGCAAAGAAAAUAAAAGAAGAACAAGAUAAGUAUGAAUUAGAUAAGGAGUUGAUAACAACUGAGCAAGACAUUGAUAAAGAAUUAGGUUCUAAAAAACUUCCACCCGGCUUUAAGGAUAAUGUAAAAUUAACCCUUUUAGCAAAACAAAUUAACCUUUUGCCAGAACCAACUGAUGUUCUAGGAAAGAUUAAAAAGCACUUAAUGGACACCAAAUAUAACUGGAGGAAGUGGGAAUAUUUAAUCGAUAAUGAAAAGACAGAUGAUGAAGAUUAUACAGUGGCUUCAAUGUAUAACCAAACUUUUAGAAAAGAAGUGGCUGAGCAUGUGCUACCUAAAAUUGAAGUAGCAAUAAACACUAACACUAUAGAAGGUUAUAAAAAUCUGGAUAAAGAGUGGAGCGGUGAAGCAAAUAUUGAUAAAAAAAGUGAGGUGAAUUAUAAUUUAAAGCGUGAUUACUUUGGGGCUUGGAUUAUUUUAAGAAGUCUUCUAAAAGAAACAACAAAUAAGAAAGAAAGUUUAGAUGAUUUAAAAAAUUUAGCAAAAGAUGCAUUGGGAUUAAGUAUUGAAGACAAUAAAACCCCAGACCAAGUCAUAACAGUUAUUACAGAUGAGAUAAAAAAACUAAAACAGAGCAAUGAUGAUAUAAAGGAGAAGUUUCCAGACUU